This is a messenger RNA of Mytilus californianus (California mussel), 2995 nucleotides long. RefSeq lists its product as uncharacterized. The transcript has a single exon. The record is from RefSeq and is a predicted model, not a curated record. NCBI's taxonomy places the organism in Eukaryota, Metazoa, Mollusca, Bivalvia, Mytilida, Mytilidae. Bases 101 to 2881 code for a protein of 926 amino acids.
CGUAAUAUUUAAAACACAGCAAAGUUCAACGUUUAUAGGUCACUCGGUAUAAAACAAACAAAUUAACAGGAUAUUUUGUUAUUUGGUUUUGAUAAAGUGAAUGACCAACAUGAAUAAACAAGUGGAUGCGUCCUAUCAUUGUGGAAUUUUGUUGAUAUUUUGUGUGUUUAUUGCACAAACAUCUUCAAAAUUAUUGAAACAAAAUACAACAAUGGAUUUGUAUGAGGAUUAUUCAUUUACCGGUAUACAGGAAAGCUGUUUUCUCGAACCUGUCGAAUCAGGCAUUGCUAACAAAGUGGAUAAAAUGGCUUUGGACGGUGCAAAAGUUAUAUAUAUUUACUUCAAAUUUCAGAACUUCACUGGACCUUUAUAUGAAGAACAACGAAGCUCUUUUUACAGACCAUUAUCCUGGGUUUGGACCGUGGGCAGACACGGAAGAAGUCUUCUUUUACUUCGCCCGCAAUACGAGGUAUUUUCUUUGACGUCCCUUAGUCUUGGAACGGAAAGAAUUGAAGUUUUUGUGAAACAAACACCGAUGAACUGUCUGACAAAGUAUAAUGCCACUGUCGUAUCUGAUGCACUUGGAGAAUUCUUAUUACACAAAUUUAAGACACCGAGUACUAACGCUUCGGCAACAAUGGAGACUUUAAAGGAAACGGAACAUGUUUGUAAUCUAAAUAUUGCACCACACAAUGGUAAGGCGAUAUUUUAUUAUGUUUGCUGCCAUAAAACCUUAAGUGGCCAGACUGAAUGUCAACAAUUAAAAUCAGACAAAUAUCUUACUAUUUUAUUUGUGUGCAUAUUUCUGAUGAACUUUUUUGCCGUCAUGUUCAGUCCAUUGGUAAUACCUUCUAAAUUCUACAAAAAGAAAUUUGAAACAACGUCAUAUGAACACAAACUUAAUGAGCCAGUAACAUUGACAGUGCGGAAGUCGUCUACAAAGUCGAAAGAACAGUACAAUUUUCCUAGUUCUUAUUUCGAACAAAUGACCGAGUUCAAGAAGACUAUUGAAAGUAUAAAUACUGAUGUUACAUACAUGGUAACUGUCAGAAAAAUUGACAUUGUUACUGAAAUGGCCCGACUUCUUCCUUCAAAUCGUGUACCCGUAGGGUUAUUCGAAUCUUUACAUGCAGCUUUGGUUAAUUGUGAAAUUCGAAAGAAGCCUUCGAUGAAGGAUUGUUGUGAAAGUAAUGUGUUUGGACCAUGCAGACCAUGCAAUCGUGUUUUUCCUUGGUAUAAGAUACUAAGAACACUGAUGCAGCUUCUAAUGUAUAUACUGAUUGGAAAGGUUUGGAUUCUUCGUUUACAUUUCUUUUUUGAAUACGAAGAAUCCGAACGUUUGCAGAGAGAAGAUGCAGCAUCUCAGCGCAAUUUAGAUCUGACUUAUACUGGUAAUCUUACGUGGUACCUCACUCCAGUUCAUAUGACUUUCAUUGUCUGCUACUGUAUUUUUGUUGUGGAUGUACUUCUUUUUGGAAUAAUUAGUGGACAGGUCAAACGGACCCUGCAGAGAGUCAUGCGCAAAUGCCUCCGAGAUAUGCGUGAAAUAUCUAAAAGAAGUGCUAUUGGAUGGUCAGUACAAAUUUUACUUCAGCCAUUUAAGCAUUGUGGUAUUUUUGGAAUCUUAUUUGCCUGGAUUUACUAUAUUCCAGCUAUCCCGAUAGUUAUGGUAACGGUUGCAUUUUAUUGUUUUCCAACAAUAAACGUCCUUGUGAGACUGAUCAUUUACUUUGUGGCAUAUUUUCUGCCUUAUGGACGUAAUUGCCUUACGGAAAGAUGUUGUCUUAAAUUAAAACAACUUUGGCGUUAUAUACACAAAGUUUUUCGAAUGGAUAUUUUAACUAGUCAGGAAUCAAUCGAACGUCCUGAGAAACUAUCCGUUAAAAACAAAAUUUUACAGUUGAUUGUAAUUUUUGCAUGUUUGUUGACAAUUUCAUCUUUUGUACUUCUGGCUAUGGAAUGCAUCGUGUUCUUAGUUGAAAUUGUAAUGUACACACUUAUUGGAGUAAUAAUAAACUCUGCACACACCUUGAAGUAUCUAUCUUUAGUAUUCCUUCUUGGAUUUUAUGCGCGUGACUGUUUUACUACCGUCACAGUAGAGUAUUUAGCAUUUAACAAAUUCUUAAACGGAUAUCUUGUGGAUAAAAUGAGAGAAAAGGUAGAGAAUAUAAGUAUGCGAGGUCACGAAGAUCAAAGGAAUACGGCCUUCCAAGCCAGUCUGAAUGAUGCAGAAGGUAGAGACGAUCAGCCAGUACACCUGACAGUUACAAAUGACAAACUUAAAUGGCAAAUUAAUCGGUUGGUUUUAUUUCUGGAUAAAAACGACACACCUUACAUAACAUCCAAGUUUUUCUUUGAUACAUGCUAUUUGGAUCAAGCAGGAGUUCCGGGGCCUUUGGUAGCUAGCCUUCUUCGCGCAAUGCAACGCUUUAUUAUCAUAUGUGUUUUCCUUUUCUUCGUUGUCAUCGUUAUUUUAGCAUUUGGAGAUGAAUAUGGAAUAUCAGCAACCAAUCAAAUGUUUGCUACCUUAGCCGGUGGAUUCUUACCUUAUAUCCUGAGAUGGGUUUUGUUCAAGCAACCAGAACCCGUCACUGUAGAUCCCAAUAAUCUUAGUUUUAAAAGUAAAUUUCAACGAAAAAUUGAAGAAUAUCAACAGAACUGGGAAGUUUCUGAUAUAAGAAUUGAUAGUAACCCAACGAAGUUAGUUCCAACGAAAGUUGUGGAUGACAAUGGUGUUAAAACUGUUGAAGAUUCAACGGAGGAUGAAAUUAAGUCAAAAGACAAAGAUAUCAUGCUGGAGGAAAUUAAGCCAGUCAUAAAGAGUGAUUGUACUGACAAAGUAGAUAUUCUGAUUUAUGACGAACUUGUAGUACAUGUAUAAACAUUUUAAAUACUAGUAAUGUGCACAAAUGUAGCAUGUUAUGUGCUGUAUCCAAAAAAUAAUAACGUUAAUUUUUUUUAAUUUUACGAUCUUAUAUAAAUUUCUCGUAUGGAA